Oppia nitens is the source of this 1898-nucleotide messenger RNA. RefSeq names its product drebrin-like protein B (gene Abp1). Bases 190 to 1878 code for a protein of 562 amino acids. The record is from RefSeq and is a predicted model, not a curated record. Gene Ontology annotation, cellular component: actin filament; cortical actin cytoskeleton; postsynaptic membrane. Lineage: Eukaryota; Metazoa; Arthropoda; Arachnida; Sarcoptiformes; Oppiidae. The transcript is spliced from 7 exons. Gene Ontology annotation, molecular function: actin filament binding. Gene Ontology annotation, biological process: regulation of actin filament polymerization; neuron projection morphogenesis; positive regulation of dendritic spine morphogenesis.
UGAUCGCUUGAAUUGUUUGACUCAAAAAACAGUCAAAACUGUUGAUGUUUACCAACAUUUCAAACAUUGACUGCAAUUGAGUGCAAUUAACUGCUAUUAACUGCUAUUCAAUUGAAUUAAUCGCUCAAAACAGUGAUUGAAGUGUAAAGUCAUUGGUUGUCAUCAAUUGAUUUAUAAGACAACAAUCGGAUGAAAAUGAGUGUCAAUUUCUACAAAUAUAGAGACCAAAUGGUGUCGGCUUAUAAAGAAGUGAUUAAUGAAAAAUCAAACAUUAAUUGGGCUCUCUUUGGUUACGAGAAACAAACAAAUGACUUAACACUUGUUGGUAAAGGAAAUGGAGGUUUGGAGGAACUGUACGAUGGCUUCUCUUCGAGUCAAAUAUUGUAUGCCUUUUGUAAAGUAAACGAUUCAAACACCGGUCAAAUCAAAUACGUGUUCAUCAAUUGGCAAGGAGAAGGAGCACCUCUUCGGCAAAAAAGUGUUUGUAUUAAUCAUUCGCGAGAUGUCUGUGACUUCUUUAAGGGCUCUCAUUUGACAAUAAAUGCUCGCAAUGAGGAUGAAGUAGAGCCGCAAGAAAUCAUUAAUAAGGUAUCAAAGCUGUCGGUAAAAGUAAAUCUAAAAGACAGAUCAGAAGUGAUUGAAAAUCCAAGUCCUGUUGGAACUAAUUACCGAAAAGUACAGCCACAGCGAGAGAUUAGUCGAACAGAUAGAGAAGAGUUUUGGUUAAAAACACAGAAAGAAGAGGAACAGAGAGUUUUGGAAGAAAAGAAAAAACUAAAUGAAUUCAGAGUUAAGAACGAAAAGGAAAGAGAAGAAAGAGAGUUAAAGGAAACCAAACAAAGAGAUAAUUCUAUUAAAGAAAGGGACGAAAAUAUAUCGAAAAUCAGGGAAUCGGAACUGAAUGCAACUAAUAGUGCCAAAAAUAAUGACAGUCAUAAUAAUUGUACGGUUGAUGACAAUGAAAGACGACUUAGAAGUGAAAAUAUGCGACUAGAAAGAGCUCAAGAGGUAAAGACAAUGAUUGGUCACAAUUCCAUACAGAAGGCGCGGGCUUUGUUUGAACAGAACUCCAGUGCCGGACAAAUGAAUUCAAUUCGCAACUCAUUUCAGUCUAAUAAUAAUAAAUCUUUGGUUUCCAAUAGAAAAGAGAUGUUUGAAUCAAAUAAUAUUAAUAAUGAAUUAUCCAAUAAUUCAAAAGAUGUGAACAAAAUUCAAACAGAAAUUAAUAAUUUGAAACUAAACGCACCGAUUAAUCAAAAUGACAAAAAAGAUGAACCCAAGCCAUCAAUUGCAUCUACUGUGGCAGCUAUUACACCAUCACCCGUGCCAUCCAAUGAAUCCAUGAAAGAAUCAAUCAAUGAGCCAAUUAAUGAUUCAAUUAAUGAACCAAUCAAUGAACCAAUUAAUGAGCCAAUCAUUGAUACAGCUAAUGAUAUUUAUAAUGAUGUCGAAGAAGUGGUUACUAAUGGAACGAAUGGCGAAAAUGGAAUUCAUGAUACAUAUGAACCACAGAAUUCUACGAAUUCCUAUUUUACUCGAAACUUAUUGCAAGAGACCUAUCAAGAAACACAUCCAUUAGAAGACAUUGCUGAAGAACAAACAUGGGAUGAAAGCAAUAAUGUUGUUGAAGACCAAUAUGAUAGCACUGAAAAUGUAUUGUCUGAUCAAAGAGAAGAGAGUACUGUCGAUAACACAACUGGUUUAAAGAAAGCCCGGGCUUUGUUUGACUAUCAGGCGGCGGAUGACACCGAGAUUAGCUUUGAUCCCGAAGACAUCAUAACACAUAUUGAACAGAUAGACUCUGGUUGGUGGCAAGGCUUGGCACCCGACGGUACUUACGGAUUAUUUCCCGCCAAUUAUGUUGAACUCAUUGAUUGAAUUUAAUUUAUAUAAUUUUG